This is a messenger RNA of Chiroxiphia lanceolata (lance-tailed manakin), 6919 nucleotides long. It is a transcript of the gene ACER3, whose product is annotated as alkaline ceramidase 3. The transcript has 11 exons. The record is from RefSeq and is a predicted model, not a curated record. The coding region runs from base 122 to 925 and encodes 267 amino acids. Gene Ontology annotation, cellular component: endoplasmic reticulum membrane. Lineage: Eukaryota; Metazoa; Chordata; Aves; Passeriformes; Pipridae. Gene Ontology annotation, biological process: phytosphingosine biosynthetic process; ceramide metabolic process.
CCCCCGCCCGCCCUCCCUGCUCCGCUGCCGCCGCCGCUGGUGCUGCGCUCCGGGCCCGGCGCCGUCUUCCCUCCGCUUCCCCUUUCCCUCGGUUCCGCUCGAGCCUGAAGCGGGCGCCGCGAUGGCUCCGGCCGCCGACCGGGAGGGUUACUGGGGCCCGCCGACCUCCACCCUGGAAUGGUGCGAGGAGAACUACGCCGUGUCCUCCUACAUCGCCGAGUUCUGGAACACAGUGAGUAACCUGAUUUUCAUUCUACCUCCAAUCUAUGGUGCGAUUCAGACCUAUAAAGAUGGCCUUGAAAAACGGUAUUUAGCUGCGUAUUUGUGUCUUACAGCUGUGGGAUUGGGAUCUUGGUGCUUCCACAUGACCCUGAAGUAUGAAAUGCAGCUGUUGGAUGAACUGCCAAUGAUAUACAGUUGUUGUGUGUUUGUCUACUGCCUGUACGAAUGUUUCAAGUACAAGAACACAGUCAAUUAUCCGCUGCUUUUCUUUUUAAUAACAUACAGCUUUGUAGUCAGCAUAGUUUACUUAAAUUUGAAAGAGCCUGUAUUCCAUCAGGUCAUGUAUGGAACGCUAGUUUCUAUUAUAGUUCUACGAUCUGUUUAUAUAGUAUUAUGGGUAUACCCAUGGCUUAGAGGUCUAGGCUAUACGUCUUUAACUGUAUUUUUAAUGGGAUUUUUUCUCUGGAAUGUGGACAACAUUUUCUGUGAUAAAUUGAGAGCACUACGAGAGAAGAUGCCUCCUGUGGUGGGAGCUGUGACACAGUUUCAUGCAUGGUGGCAUAUUCUCACAGGCCUGGGUUCUUACCUUCAUAUCCUGCUAAGUUUAUACACAAGGACACUUUUCCUGAAACACAGACCAAAGGUGAAGUUUGUUUUUGGAAUAUGGCCUGUUCUUCUUGUGGAGCCACCCAAGAAGCUUUGACUGAGCCCUGGGCAGUCGCAUGAGAUCACCUAACCUGGCUGAAUAAAGCAUUUCAACAGUUACUGUGGCUGAAGUGUCAAAAUUGUGGAUCAAUCCAAGUACCAUUGCUAUAAAAGGACUUCUCUGUAUUUCUGGGCCAGUCGGCCGGAACAGAGCAAAGAGUUGGCACACUAGGGAAAUAGAGCUUAGUACAGCUUUAUUCUAAGUUGUUAAAACAAAGAUUAAGACACAAUAUUUUUAUGUAUAUAUUGUAUAGCUGAUGAUAUUUCGUGCUGGUCACAGAAAUCUAACCAUUUUCAAAGUGGAUCGCAUACGUUUUUUCAUUCAGUUUUUGUUCUUUCUGUGGUUUAAACUAAUAUUAAUGACUGAAUGACAAAACUAGGCCAUUGAUGACCAAGCUAAGCAUUUGUGUGGCCUAUAGUGAUCUGAAUGCUUAAUCUGAACUAUUUUAAUCUUGCACUUUUAUACAAUUAAUUAAGUAUGUAAUGGUUGAUUUAGGGCUUUAUUCUAUCUUGCUUUUCCACAGCCUCUUUACAAUUUAUAUUUUAAGAAAAAUGGUUGUGAUACCUGUGCCAUUUAGUUCAUUUUGUACCAAGCUUCUAUAUUCUCUUUAGUCCGACUGAGAGGUUCAUCAGGGAGGAUGUUCCAGGGUGACAGCUGAAGACACUGAAGUGGUGAAGCCUUAUAGGGGUUCUUUUUUGUGUCUGGAAACUGAAUUCCUAAUUUGUUUGACCAGUGAUUCAUCAGGAAACUGUAGAGUGACCGUAGAAACAUAAGAAACACUCUUUUUUAUUUUUUUAUAAUUAUUACUUACAUACCUCUUUUUCUAUCCCUGCUUUUUACUUCCCAUUUUCCAUUCAUACCGAUUGACAAACACCUUAGAGGCGUGCUAGUUCAGCUCUGAAUUCAUCUUCCCUGUAUUUUACAAGUCUUAAAUAUUGGUCUGACUUUCAGAAGCAUCUUCUUAUUCAGAAAAGUUGAAGAAGGAGUAAAGAACAAGAUUGAGGUUGAGGAUACCCCAAAUAUAAGUGGCAGCACUUGGCUUGCUCUUAAUCUGUCUGUCACGUGGUUACUCUGUGGAAAGUUGACCACCUUUCUAAAACCAAACUUUAGGGAUUAAUGGGGGGGACAAACCCUCUGUUUUCUGCAAUUUUUAUUUAUCCAGCUGGUGAAAGUUAAGAAGUAAAUGUAAAGAAAACAUUAAACUAACACAGUUUUUCAAAAUAUACCUCAUAUGAAGGCUGUGAUUUUGAUUGUCUUGGUUUUGGGGCAACUAACAUAGUCUGUGCCUACUUGCUGCCCUGCUAUGCAAUUUUUGUCUGCUUUUGAUGCUCUGAGGGAUUUAAAAAAGGGAAAUGCUCGGACUGAUGGGAAAUCCCAUUCUAUAUUGAUUUGAAAUAUGCCCACAGCAGCAAGGCACAGUAAUGUAGCUGUAAAGCUGUCUCCCAGAUCUCAAAGUCCUGACUGUUGUACAAUCAGCGUGGCUAAAAUGGUCUCCUUCCUUUAGUGUCUUUUUCUCUGUUUGCAGUUUAUCUGCAUCUUUCAUAUCCAUCAGUAACACUCCUACUGAUGUGACUCUCCAGAUAAAACUAUGGCUUUUGUUAUGUGACUGACCCUGGACUCUUGGGAUCAAAUAGUCCCAGACUUGGGGCUGGGAAAAGAUACUUAACCUUGAGUGAGUUCAGUGAGCACUCUCUGACACGCUGAUAGCAGUGCAUUUCAACUUGUAAACCACUAUAAAGGCACCUGAGGGUUAAUUUUAGAGCAGAUUUGGUGUCAGUAGGCUCCAGUUCCAUAGUCGAGGUCAGCAUCUAUGCUGGGAAAUUUGAGUGCUUUUCAGAUUGAAAAAAAACCCAGAAUAAUUAGCAUAGAGGUAGGAAAAUGCUGUUGUGGAUCAAGUGUCUUUAAUUAUCCAGACAGCAUAUUUUUUGUAAAGAGAUUUGAGAACUGUUUUAAAAAUGUAGCUUGAAAAUAAGUGCCUGCCUGUUCACCUCCAGGCUCUCUCAAGCAUUCUUCUGCACACUGUAUCCCAUUUUCUUAUUUAGUGUGUUUGCAUUUUUUUGUUAGUUAGGAAAAGAAUCCCAUAAGAGGAGCAAUGCAGCAAAAAGACAUAUCAACAGUCACUUGUGACAUCUGCUAGGCACUGGUAUUAUUUUUAUGAAAAAGAACAAAACCUUUAUUUUAGUGGCCUUAGUUUUGAUACUGAAGGAUCUUAGGGCUCUGUUUAGUUUCCCUGUAAUUGCAAGAACCAGAGCAUCCUGAAAAGCUACUUUCUUAUUGAUCAGACAUCUCUACAAUGGUAUAUUGUAAAGAAUUUGUUGAUUCUCCGGCACAUUUGCAACUAGGGAGUGUAUGAUGGAGUUUUUUUUCAGACUGUGUUAAAUGGAAUUGUCAGGAUUUAGAAAAAAAAAAAAGUUGGAAAAGCUCUUAUUUUAAUUUUAUGCUGCUGAUAGUUUUCCAUUCACGUAUCACUUGUCAUUGAUGAUUUUAUCUUUAAAAAAAUUAUGCAAAUUGGCUUUUUCCUUCAUUCCAAAUGACCAAAAACACACACACCUCUUACCACCCUGCCAGCAACCUUUCUUUCAACAGGUUAUAUUAGACCUUGAAGAAUGUAAUUUACCUGUGUAUCCUUCUAAGCAUAAAUAAUCUAAAAUCAUGGGUGCUUUGGUUUGACUGCCUUACUGAUCUUGUGAGUGAUAUUGAAAAUGACAAGCCAGUUUUAACUACAUGUUACUGAAAUUCAGACUGCCUUUUCUAGUGCCUGGAAAGACAUACAUCCUUACUCCUGUAAUGUGUUAAAUGUCUGUUAAAUUGCUUUUUAUUUAUAUCACUUGUAUGACAAUGCUGAUCUUUUUUUUUUCUACAGACCUUAGAGCAGCAUAUCCCAAACUUUUCUCGCGCUACAUCUUAUAAGGUCACAUUUGAUACUAUUUUUUGAGUAGGAUUCAAACAGCAGCUGCGUUAAAGAGAAGUAACAUGUAAUUUAAUAUGAAUCUUUCAGAAUGUGUUGGACGGACUUGAUAGCAAUGAACUCUUCUAUUCUUUAACAUCUACGAAGAACCAGGAAAUCUGCCAUACUUUACAAACUACAGUUUGACACAGAUGAGCAGCAAGUAGUUCUGCAGAACAUGAGCUGAAAAAUUCUUUCUUGGAAAUAAGAGGAAAACCUCAAAAUUAUUCUCACAGUACAGAUCAAAGCUAUACUUUAUUCUGGGAAUCUAGAUUUUUUGGAUACAGCUCAAGACAUGCGUUAUCCAGAACUGCAGAGAAGACGUGAGGAGGAAUCUCACCCAUAUUCUGAGGGCAGUGUUGUUGGCUAGCAGUAUUAGUCAUCUCCAGACUUCAUCUUAACGCUUUUUGUGUUAGCACAGGGAUGAUGUGCUGCUCAUGAGUGUUUAGAAGCCUACCCCAUAGUCAGAGUUGGAAUAUGCAGUCUAUCACUGGCCAAUCUACCUCUGUCAUGUAUUGUACAAUACCUGUGCCCUUAAUUACAUUUGUCUGAAUGCUUGUAUAUUAGAGCAGCCUGACUUACACCAUGCAGUCCCUGAGAGUGGCAACAGUAUUAUAUUGAUUUGUGACUGACUCUAUUCACUCCCUGUAAACAACCUGACUUGUUUGGUGUCUGUCACUUACAGCUUGUGCUCAGUCUGCUGUUCAUCUGUGUGUAAGUCUGUCUGCUUUGGAAAGAGAUUCAAGUAGGAGGACUUCAGACAGGUGUAGUGAAGUGUUUUAAGAGGAAUGUGAUGGAAAACAGUGCUUUAUAAUUAGUUUUAAUUCUCUUCUAAUCCAGUUUUGUACUAUGUUUAUCCCUGGGGCUGUCUUGUUUGGCUGAAGCUAAACUGUAUGGUUUGAAAUGCAGUUGAUUCUUUUGACUGUAGUGGAUUUGCUCCCAGCAUUUGGUUUUGAGCACCUGAAUGUCUUUUUCAGCAAACUCUUCCAUGUGGAACUCUUGGCAACAGAAAAUCCUCCCAAUACCAUUGGUGUAUCUCACAAUUGCUCCCACCUUGUUUAAUCUGCAUUCAAAAAUUUCAGUAAUACCUUUUUUUUUUUUUUUAAACCUGUUUCUUUCUGUGGAUAUAUUAUGACAUUCGAUAGCAGGUGGUGAAAAAAUUCAAUACAACACUUCUCAGACAAAGAUGAGCUGUAACGAAGCAGCACUGCUAUUUUCUUUAGUAGACAUCAGAAUUCAGGAACACACUUCCAUUUUGGUGGAAUUGUGCUCCUCCUAAUUUAACAUAGUCAGGUAAAAUUUUUGGUUUACUUUAAACCCCAUUUGCACUUUAACUGUGAAGUGCUGUUUGACUGUGAGACUUUAUCAUGAAGAGGGAUAAAUGAUGGAGUCUUUAUUACCCAUGAGCAGAGCAAAGCCAGAAGGGGAUUAAGAAAUCUUACAUAAAAAGAGAAUAACAAAGAUUAAGCACAGAAUCCCAUAGUACUACAUCAGCCCUCCUGGUAGCUGCACUUUACCUAUUUGAAUGUUUUGCUAUUUAUACAUUUAGCUUUCUGUGUUGACUCUACACUCUUCACCAUAGGAGUGAUGUGGUCUCUGUUACAUUCAGUUCAUUGUAUAUUACUUAGCGGCUGUUUUAUGAGGAUGGAACAUGACACGGAUUGUUUCAUACAUCAAUGAAUACGUUUCUUAUCCAUCUGGAAUGUCCUCUGCCAGCUUUGUUUCAGAGUCUGUAAUCUAUAGAGAACGUCCUGUAUAACUGUUAAGAUUGGGUUUAGGUUUCUUUGUUCAGUUUCUCACGCACAACUGCCUACAGCUGCCAAGUGCCUGAUCUCUCUGUCUCAAGGCUUUUCUGAGAGCUGGGGCUCUGUUUUCCACUGGGGUCUGUAACACAAAGUCUCUGGAAGGUGGGGUCAGUUAUUGUUAAAAAUUCUCCUUCUACAGGAAUCACAGUGCUAUUUUUAGUGAUUUUCAAGUUAGUUAUCCAGUAUAUGGCUGCCUCUGGCUCAAAUGUGAGCCUGACUACCCUACAUCCCUGAUGCUGUUGCAUCUUUUCAGGCUUUGAGAGCUGUUUGGGGGAUUUAGGCUUACAGCUGGUGUUUAUUUUGGGUUGUGUAGUUCAAUGACAGGCAGUGUGAGGAUGCAGCAGUUGAGCAAGCACUUUAUGCAGAACCCCACUACUGGAGCUCCCAGGCAGAUGCUUCAAACAGGGUUGGGGAUAUGGGGAUUCAUAUGUAUAAUGGGGGCAGGUUUGAUGCUUGAACCUCUUAUUUUACAUUAGAACUCUCCUAUAUUACUUGUUGAAAGUGUUUAGGUUUGAUUAGGUGUGUAAUUGUAGAUUUAAGAAGAAUCAAGUUCAGAGUCCAGUUAAUGCAAGACCCUAAACCAGUGCCUGCAAUUUUUUUUUGCACAUAUUUCACACAAAUUGAAUCUGCCUGAUGUUUAAGAGCAGAUUGUCAGGAUUUUUAAAAAUGCAAAGGUAAAGGGUCUUUUGUUUAUUUGUCCACAGGAAUAGCUGUAAGCACAAUCUCAGAUUCAUCAUUCUUUCCCCAAAGCUCUGGAACAUAUAUAUGUUUCUCCAAAGAUCAUGUUGAGUAGAAUGGACUUUCACACGUGCUCAUAGCAAAUUAUGUGCCAAAUUAGAGCCUUGGUCAGUCACUGUGGAAGAACUUUGGUUGUGUAUAAUAUUGCUCCCUGGAUUUUGGAAGAGAGUUUCGAUCAGCAUAAACUGUAGUUACUCCUUAGACUGAACAAGAACUCAUUUUUUUUCUUGAUUUUCCAAAUUGAUGUUGACUGUUUCAUGCUGACUGUUGAUCUCAGCUUAAUGCACCAGUGAUGUCAUUGUCUGAUCAAAUAACAUCGGUCCACCUGUAGUGGAUACGAAAUCCCCCAUGCAUUAUGUGACCAAACUUUCUAACGUUGACACUAUUAGUUCUAACGUGUGAUUUUUCUUCCUGAAAUUCAGUAUAUUGUUGCAGAUAGAUAACAACACUGUGACAGAUGAGUAGCAGUUGACUUGUAAAACACAGCUGUGUUGAGCAAUG